CUCCGCCUCACUACCAUGCAUGGCAUGAACGGCUUUGGCAAUGGCAAGAUCCACACACGCCGCAAGUGCCGCAACCGCUUUGUCAAAAAGAACGGCCAGUGCAAUGUGCAGUUUGCCAACAUGGACGACAAGUCACAGCGCUACAUGGCCGACAUCUUCACCACUUGUGUGGAUAUCCGCUGGCGAUGGAUGCUGGUAGUCUUCACCCUUGUGUUUGUUGUCUCCUGGCUGGCCUUCGGUUUGGCCUUUUGGGUCAUCGCCUUGCUGCAUGGGGAUCUGGAUAACCCUGCCGGAGACGACAACUUCACUCCCUGUGUCCUACAGGUCAACGGCUUUGUGGCUGCCUUUCUGUUCUCCAUUGAAACACAGUCAACCAUUGGUUACGGCUACCGCUGUGUGACUGAGGAGUGUCCAGUGGCCGUCUUCAUGGUGGUCUUCCAGUCCAUUGUGGGCUGCAUCAUUGACUGUUUCAUGAUUGGUGCCAUCAUGGCCAAGAUGGCGAGGCCUAAGAAGCGAGCGCAAACCCUGUUGUUCAGCCAUAACGCUGUCAUCGCCAUGCGGGAUGGGAAGCUGUGCCUCAUGUGGAGGGUGGGGAACCUUCGCAAGAGCCACAUUGUAGAGGCCCACGUCAGGGCGCAGCUCAUCAAACCUCGUAUCACUGAUGAGGGGGAGUAUAUUCCUCUGGACCAGAUAGACAUCAAUGUGGGCUUUGACAAAGGCCUGGACAGGAUUUUCUUGGUUUCACCCAUCACUAUUCUCCAUGAGAUAGAUGAGGAGAGCCCCCUUUUCGGGAUCAGCAAACAGGACCUGGAGACAGCAGACUUUGAGAUUGUGGUCAUCCUGGAGGGAAUGGUUGAAGCAACCGCCAUGACCACGCAGGCUCGCAGCUCCUACUUGGCCUCUGAGGUCCUUUGGGGUCACCGGUUCGAGCCAGUCUUGUUUGAGGAGAAGAACCUGUACAAGGUGGAUUACUCUCACUUUCACAAAACCUAUGAGGUGCCGUCCACCCCCCGCUGCAGUGCCAAGGACAUGGUGGAGAACAAGUUCCUAGUCCCCAGCUCUAACUCCUUCUGCUACGAGAACGAGCUGGCCUUCCUAAACCGGGAUGAGGAGGAGGAGGAGGAUGUAGGUGGAGGAAGCAGAGCGCUGGCUAACCUCAGCCCGGACCGGAACAGCCGACACGAGUUUGAACGCUUACAGGCCACCAGGGGACUGGAUCAAAGGUCAUACCGUAGAGAGUCGGAAAUAUGACCUCUGCUCACUGACCUGGGGUCAACUUUCAAUAACUUUAUUCAAGGGUAAAAAUGCAGAACAAUGCAAAGUGCCAUAGGAAUAGCUGACUACUGUGAUAGAUUGGAAAAGAAAUAGGACAACAGUGAAAGGGACUUAACUGGAAGGAAUGGGGGAAAGCAAGAGUACACAGCUUAGAAAACUGUGGUAAAGAAUGUCCACAACCAAGGAAAAGGCUAGAGAAAGACCUUCUUCCUUCAUGGAAACUUGAAUCUUUUUUGUCAUACGGUCAUUUUGAGUUAGGAGUGUUCAAUGAUCGUGCAUCAAAAACCUAUUAUGGCAAAACCUUAUAAUCAAAUUGUAGGUGUAAAUACAUUGCUUAGGUAAGUUACGUUUUGUGUGGAGUAUCAUUUUUCCAAAAAACAAAACAAAACAAAACAAAACAAAACAAAAAAAAGACACCUCUGAAAAAGAGUAUUUGCUAUAUCUUGGGCACAACCGAUAGUGUUACAAAACUUCCCUUAAGCUUUUCUCAUAUUGCUGUAGUUUGCUGAAUCUGAGUUCAGUGACACAUCGCAAAUUCGUGCACUGCAGCAUUCAAAUGCAAUGAGCCAUGAUAAAACAUCUGACCAUGAGCCACUGAGAACAACAUGAUUUCACACCUUCAUUUUAGUAUUGGUGUGAUCCCAAAAUAUACUAACAUCGGGAGAGAAGGCAACACCAAUUGCACUAUGAAGAGAAUUUAGGAAUAUGUUGAAAUGAAAUUGAAUUGUACUUGAGAAAUUUUGUACUUAUUACUCUCGUAAUCCUAAAUAUUUUUAAAUAACCUCCCAUCUUAAAAACAAAUAUCCUUGCUAGCUGAUACCAUGAUUUGUCCACACAGGCCUGCACAUAUCACUUCAUGCACAAAUUGUUGCUGACUAGUCAGGUAAAAAAAAGUAAAGCACAAGUUUACAAUACCCAGGUUGGUAAUAAGCAAUGCUGAUAAAUAAAUUAACAGCAGCAAUUGUAACCCCCACAAAAUGUGCACUUUAACAACAUACUGUGUUAUUUUAA
Messenger RNA from Myripristis murdjan (pinecone soldierfish), 2286 nucleotides. It is a transcript of the gene kcnj12a, whose product is annotated as potassium inwardly rectifying channel subfamily J member 12a. Gene Ontology annotation, biological process: potassium ion import across plasma membrane; regulation of monoatomic ion transmembrane transport. Gene Ontology annotation, cellular component: plasma membrane. Gene Ontology annotation, molecular function: inward rectifier potassium channel activity. The record is from RefSeq and is a predicted model, not a curated record. Lineage: Eukaryota; Metazoa; Chordata; Actinopteri; Holocentriformes; Holocentridae. Bases 16 to 1251 code for a protein of 411 amino acids. The transcript has a single exon.